UAGCUUACUCUAUAUUUUCUAAUCAAUUAAAAAUAAGAAAUGAAACCUGUUUACAUUUUGUUUAUGGCUAUAGCUUGUGGUAAAGCGAAUUAGAAUUCCAUUCUGAUUCGAAACAAUGUGCAAUGACGUGUCCCAUCUCUAUGCGACCGAGAGGGUCACAAUGCCGACGCUUCACAUGGAACUCCAGAACCCAAGAGAUAUGUCCAGAACUCUCAAUAAAUCGUCAGUUCUUGAUCGACAGACAACGAGAGAGACAGCAUUAUUAUGGCAAGCUUUUCAUUAAUCUUCCCUGAAGACAGACGUUGUUCCAUUAAGGACAACGAAGUCAAUUCAGGGUGGAUGUCAACGGUGACCCAACUCAACACCCUUGGUGGUCCAGAGUCAGAGAGUCAGAACAUUGUUCAGAGCUUUGCAGAGGUACUUGGUGACAAAUACCACUACGAGAAUGCAAUCGACAGCUCUCUGCACUGGACUGUUGGGUACACCCCCUACAUUCCCCCAGCUCUGAAAGGAAGAAGCUUCCCUUCUGCCGAGAGCUUCUUCCUGGAUGAGUGGGAGCCACUGACACUCCUGCAGACUCCUCAGGUUCUGUCCACCAGUGUUUCCAUCGAGGAAGGAAGACAACCUAGUGUGUUAUCCAGUCUGAUGCAGUCUGCUGGCCUAGUGUCUCAGGUUCUGUCCACCAGUGUUUCCAUUGUGGAGAAUGACUUGAUCCAGUCUGCUGCAGGCCUAGUGUCUCAGGUUCUGUCCACCAGUGUUGUCAUCGUAGAGAAUGACCUGAUCCAGUCUGCUGCAGGCCUAGUGUCUCAGGUUCUGUCCACCAGUGUUGUCAUCGUGGAGAAUGACCUGAUCCAGUCUGCUGCAGGCCUAGUAUCUCAGGUUCUGUCCACCAAUGUUACCAUCGUGGAUAAUUACCUGAUCCAGUCUGCUGCAGGCCUAGUGUCUCAGGUUCUGUCCACCAGUGUUACCAUCGUGGAGAAUUACCUGAUCCAGUCUGCUGCAGGCCUAGUGUCUCAGGUUCUGUCCAGCAGUGAUGCGAGAGUGAAGGAUCAUGAUGAUUCCACACUGAGAGACUCCAACCAACCUGAGGUCCAUGUGGCUGAUGUCUCAACCAAGAGAAGUAGACUAGUCAUCACUAUUUCUAUGUUUUCAACCGUGAGUUGCAAUGCUUCGGUCCAUGAAGUUGAUGCUAUUGCUACCAGCCUGGAGCACUCUGCUGAGAAAAUGUCUACCUCUACCGCUGAUGGCCACAUUGUUUCAUCCACUACUGUAGCCAAUCAGAAGAAAACAAGGGGUGGAUUCGUCUCAUCUCUACGGACACUGUUCACAAGAAAGAACAGGAUGCCUGCUAAAGUGGCUUCCAAGAAGGAGUACAUUCACUUGGUUGACCGCCUCAAUGCUGAAGUCACCCACUGAGGACACUCACUCACUGCUGAAAGCAUCCAGAAUGAUGCUUGUGUUUCUCCUCAACGCCACCUACACCCCUGCCCCUCUCCCCCACACCAAACCCUACCAGGGUUGAGGUGAAUUCCAUAUCAAUUCAGUCCAUUCAGCAAGUCAACUGAAAUACCAAUUCCAAUUGUUUCUCAUAGGAGGCAAUGAGGUACAUUUGAAUUGCUAUCGGAAUUUCAGUUUACUUACUGAAUUGACUGAAUUUAAAAUGAAUUGACCCCAACCCUGAUCCCUAAGCCCCCACCCCAUCCAUUUAUAUCUUCAGUAAAUUUUGUAGAAUUUUAUUUGAAGUUGUUUUGGAUCUUCAUUAAAACCACAAUACAUCUCUAAUGAGGGUCACUCGUGUUACACAUCUAGAUUUAUCAUCAAAUAUCGUAGAAUUCAACAACAAAUGCAGUGGUUUAGCAGUUCAACUUCAGUACUUGUCAAUGAGUCACUGCACUGUGACCUUCAGAAACAUGUAACAUUGUGGAAAAACUGUAAACUUUUGCUGACAUUCGGUUACAAUGUAACUACACUGAACAAAAAUAUUAGCGCAACAUGUAAAGUGUUGGUGCCAUGUUUCAUGAGCUGAAAUAAAAUCCCAGAAGUGUUC
Oncorhynchus keta (chum salmon) is the source of this 2047-nucleotide messenger RNA. RefSeq lists its product as uncharacterized. The record is from RefSeq and is a predicted model, not a curated record. Lineage: Eukaryota; Metazoa; Chordata; Actinopteri; Salmoniformes; Salmonidae. The coding region runs from base 265 to 1416 and encodes 383 amino acids. The transcript is spliced from 3 exons.